Messenger RNA from Trichosurus vulpecula (common brushtail), 508 nucleotides. RefSeq names its product ribosomal protein S23 (gene RPS23). NCBI's taxonomy places the organism in Eukaryota, Metazoa, Chordata, Mammalia, Diprotodontia, Phalangeridae. The coding region runs from base 42 to 473 and encodes 143 amino acids. Gene Ontology annotation, biological process: translation. The transcript is spliced from 4 exons. Gene Ontology annotation, cellular component: ribosome; cytosolic small ribosomal subunit. Gene Ontology annotation, molecular function: structural constituent of ribosome. The record is from RefSeq and is a predicted model, not a curated record.
UCAUUCUUGCUGGCUACUGGAGCGGCGCGGGUACCGGCAAGAUGGGCAAGUGCCGCGGGCUCCGCACGGCCCGGAAGCUGCGCAGCCACCGGCGGGACCAGAAGUGGCACGACAAGCAAUAUAAGAAGGCCCACCUGGGCACGGCGCUCAAGGCCAACCCCUUCGGGGGCGCUUCGCACGCCAAAGGCAUCGUCCUGGAGAAAGUGGGUGUGGAGGCUAAGCAGCCCAAUUCUGCCAUCAGGAAGUGUGUGAGAGUCCAGCUGAUCAAGAACGGCAAGAAAAUCACAGCCUUUGUUCCAAAUGAUGGCUGCUUGAACUUUAUUGAGGAAAAUGAUGAAGUGUUAGUGGCUGGCUUUGGCCGAAAGGGCCAUGCUGUCGGUGAUAUUCCUGGAGUCCGCUUCAAAGUUGUAAAAGUAGCCAACGUUUCUCUUCUGGCCUUGUACAAAGGCAAGAAGGAAAGACCAAGAUCAUAAAGUGAUUCUUACAAUAAAUUUUUUCAUUUAAAGAG